AUGGCUUCAAAUGUGUCUUCCCACCAGCCUGAAGUGGAUCUAACUGACCUACCAGAAGUCUGCAGUAAACACCUCCCCAACAGAAUUUUCGGACGUAUUCAACGAAAGUUUAGUGUACCAUCUCAACGCCUGCGAGAACAAGCUGCCUGCCUGGGUCGUCGAGCAUCGAAGAAGCUUAAGCAAGUAAACAAUCCACCCGGCAGCAACGAUUCCCUCUCUCUGGGGUUUGAUUUAGGCGGAGACCCACAAGAAGACCAGCUGUCUUCGCCCGAUCGCAAAGCAAACAGAAAGCGAAAAUUAACCAAAAGAACACAACGUGAUAGUCCUUACCCCGAGAGGAACAAUCGCAUAGACAGGAUGUUCCAGGUGAUGAGGAAGGGCCGAAGCCUCGAACUUCCCGAUGAUGUCCAGGUGAAGAAUUUCGAGGCUGUUCACGAAGGGCCGCUUCCUGCAUGCGAAAAGGAGAACAAGGACGCUACAUCUCUGCCAACUAAGAAAUGUAUCGAGUGUGUGAGACGGCUGAUGGAACGGCAGACACUAGCUGAUGUAGAACAAAGGAGUGCGACUGCAUCCCUGCUUGAGGAAAAAAUAAUUCCUGAGGGAACAAGGCAAGCCUUCGGUCUCUUCAACGGAUGCUGGAUUAAUACAUAUGCGGCGGUUCGAGAUCGACUAUAUCUCUCCACCCUCUCAAACAAUGAUGAUGCCGAUCAGGGAGAGUUCUAUCUCUUCUAUAAGAGGAUUUUGCACUACCUCUUGAUCCGCGAUGCCAUCCUUUCCCUCGACUUUGAGCCAACCUGCCUGUCGCGAAGUCAGUUGACACCCGGCAUCAGGGCAACAUUGUUUGACUGGAUGAUUAAGGUUCAGCAGUAUCUUCGCAUGGGAACGGAAUCUCUCCACUUGGCAACCUCUCUGGUUGACUACUUCAUCUCCCGCAGACAGAUCGCGGAACACAACUACCAACUAGUCGGUAUUACUGCGCUCUUCCUGGCAGGCAAGGUAAAUGAGCGGCAGGCGGCCUCCCUACGGACACUCUGCUACCUGACAGAACACUCCUACAUUCCAAAACAGGUAGGCUGUCCUCCCUUUUAA
Messenger RNA from Dibothriocephalus latus, 1089 nucleotides. NCBI's taxonomy places the organism in Eukaryota, Metazoa, Platyhelminthes, Cestoda, Diphyllobothriidea, Diphyllobothriidae. The record is from the annotation of a GenBank genome assembly.